AUGGCAGAGGUUGGACGAAUGGUUCAGGCUAGGGCGCUACUGCAGCAGUGCCUUCAUGCCCAGCUGCAAGUACACCCAGCCGAGGGGGACGCCGCGGCACAGUGGGUGGAGGUUCAAAGAGGAUUAGUGAUCUAUGUGUGCUUUUUCAAGGGAGCUGAUAAAGAACUUCUCCCCAAGAUGGUUAAUACACUGUUAAAUGUGAAAUUAAGUGAGACAGAAAAUGGCAAGCAUGUGUCUAUAUUGGAUCUGCCUGGCGACGUUCUUAUCAUUCCUCAAGCCACUCUUGGGGGGAAAGCUAAAGGAAGAAGCAUGCAGUAUCACUCUAACUCUGGAAAAGAAGAAGGGUUAGAACUUUACUCUCAAUUUGUGACUCUGUGUGAGAAAGAACUAGCUGCUAACAGCAAGUGUGCUGAAGCCGGGGUGGUCGUGAGACAUGGGACUUACGGGCACAGGCAGGUAUUAAAGCUGGACACCAAUGGACCAUAUACACAUCUGAUGGAAUUUUGA
Messenger RNA from Elephantulus edwardii (Cape elephant shrew), 507 nucleotides. RefSeq names its product D-tyrosyl-tRNA deacylase 2 (putative) (gene DTD2). Gene Ontology annotation, cellular component: cytoplasm. Bases 1 to 507 code for a protein of 168 amino acids. The record is from RefSeq and is a predicted model, not a curated record. Lineage: Eukaryota; Metazoa; Chordata; Mammalia; Macroscelidea; Macroscelididae. Gene Ontology annotation, molecular function: D-tyrosyl-tRNA(Tyr) deacylase activity. Gene Ontology annotation, biological process: tRNA metabolic process. The transcript is spliced from 3 exons.